GAGAGAGAGAGAGGAGGAGGAGAGCUCUGUCUUUCCCGGUGCACUUGGCAGUCUAGUUGCGGGCUGCUGUGCUGUUGCUGUCGUGGCGUGGCUGGUCUCGCCAGGCGGGGGAACUUCACCACACUGGAGCCCGGAGUCCCACUCUCUCACCUGCGCAGUUCGGAGCUGCCAUGGCUCUCUCGCCAGGAUUGACUGUCCUAAUUAUUCUGCCGGCCUUCCUGCUGCACACCAGCGGCCUUUACAUCGCCAGUAGCGUUGACUCCCUGCAGCAUAUUCUGGGGGACUAUGGACUGGUAAGGCCGAUCAGUGUGGAUGCAGAGGGCCGCUUUCUGUCACAUGCCGUCUCGGGUGGUCGCGUGGCAGCGGGGCAGUCCCGUAGGCGCCGGAAGAGGGAGGUAGGAGAAGGCAACGAUGAGUGGGAAGGACAUAGAGGAGCCGAGGAGAACAGAGAGUACCAUGCCAGUCAGGAGAGGCUUUACUACAAUGUCACCGUCUUCGGCCGGGAGUUCCACCUGCGCCUGCGCCACAACGCCAGGCUGGUGGCCCCCGGAGCCAAGAUGGAGUGGCACGACGACAGUGACAGCAUUCGGUACUCUGAGCCCCUGCAUAAUGAGUGCCUGUAUGUGGGGGACAUCACAGACACACCAGGAGGCACCGUGGCUCUCAGCAACUGUGACGGACUGGCUGGCAUGAUCAGGACAGAGAAAGAGGAGUUUUUUAUUGAACCAGUGGAAAGGGGCGAUGGAGUAAUAGAAAAAGAGGAGGAUGGAGGAGGAGGGAGGACACACAUCAUCUAUCGCUCGUCAGCUGUUAAGAAAGUGCCCAUCAGCAGCCCAGCGGCGGACUACCACUCCAGAGGUGUAGACCUGGGUGGUCUCAUGGACCUGGAGUCUCUGUACCGUGGCGUGCAGCAGAGCAUCAACAACACACGGGCUUCACGGGUGCGCCGACAGAGUCUGGACAGAGCCUACAACAUCGAGGUGCUGCUGGGCGUCGAUGACUCCGUGGUCCAGUUUCACGGGAAGGAGCAUGUGCAAAAGUACCUGCUCACACUCAUGAACAUCGUGAACGAAAUCUACCAUGACGAUUCUUUGGGAGCAAAAAUCAAUGUGGUGCUGGUGCGGAUAAUCAUGCUGGGCUAUGGCAAGUCCAUGAGCCUGAUUGAACUUGGGAAUCCAUCUCAGAGUCUGGAGAACGUGUGUCGCUGGGCCUUUCUGCAGCAGAAGCAAGACACGGGGGACGCUGAGUAUCAUGAUCAUGCCAUUUUCCUGACACGCCAAGAAUUUGGGCCCACUGGCAUGCAAGGUUAUGCUCCAGUGACGGGGAUGUGCCAUCCGGUGAGGAGCUGCACCUUGAACCACGAGGAUGGUUUCUCUUCUGCCUUUGUGGUGGCCCAUGAAACCGGGCACGUGCUUGGGAUGGAGCACGAUGGCCAGGGAAACCGCUGUGGGGACGAGGUCCCCAUGGGCAGCAUCAUGGCUCCUCUGGUGCAAGCUGCCUUCCACCGCUUUCAGUGGUCCAGAUGUAGCAUGCAGGAGCUGGGACGCUACCUUCAGUCCUAUGACUGUCUUCGGGACGACCCGUUUGACCACAACUGGCCAUCGCUGCCUCAACUUCCUGGUUUGCACUACUCCAUGAAUGAACAGUGUCGUUUUGACUUCGGUGUGGGCUACACCAUGUGCACCGCGCUACAAAAGGUGGGCCAGACAGGAUCGCAGUACCGUACGUUUGACCCCUGCAAGCAGCUGUGGUGCAGUCACCCAGACAAUCCGUUCUUCUGCAAAACCAAGAAGGGCCCACCCAUUGAUGGCACCAUGUGUGGGAAUGGAAAGCACUGUUUUAAAGGUCAUUGCAUCUGGUUGACUCCUGACAUCAUGAAGCAAGAUGGAAACUGGGGAUCAUGGAGCGAGUAUGGCCAGUGCUCACAAACCUGUGGGGGAGGAGUGCAGUUUCGCACCAGAAACUGUGACAAUCCCAAACCAGCCAAUGGUGGCCGGCCCUGCAGAGGGGUAACUUACCAGUUCCAGAUGUGCAACACCAAUGAAUGUGAAGACAUUUACAGUGAUCCCAGGGAGGAGCAGUGUCACGCCUCAGAGUACAUCAACAAGCACCUCUGGCUGCCUUAUGAACACCCAGACCCUAACAAACGCUGCCACCUGUACUGCCAGUCAAAGGAGACCAGAGACGUGGUCCUCAUGGAGAAACUGGUGCUGGAUGGCACACUCUGCUCUUACAAGGACCCGCACAGUGUGUGUGUGCGUGGAGAGUGUGAGAAGGUGGGCUGUGAUGGCGUGGUGGGCUCCUCGAAGCAGGAGGACAAGUGUGGCGUGUGCGGAGGCGACAACUCCAGCUGUAAAACCUUUAAAGACACAAUCAUGCGGACUGCUAAAAAGCAGGGCUUCCUUAAGGUUCUUGAAAUCCCCAGAGGAGCGAGGCAUUUACUCAUUCAGGAGCUGAAAGCCACCUCACACAUUUUUGCUGUUAAAAAUGUGGCAUCAGGACUGUUUUUUCUUAAUGGUGAAAACGACUACCCUGAGUCACGCUCUGUGAUAGAGAAGGGCGUAGAAUGGGAAUAUGAGAAUGACAACGACAAGGAAACCGUCCAGACCACAGGGCCCCUCAGACAUGGAAUUCUAAUAAUGAUGAAAUUGCAUGGCGAUGAGGAUGUCAAUUUGUCGUAUAAAUACAUGAUGAAUAUGGAUGGUGAUUCGAACAUUCAGGACAACAUGCUGGUAGAGGACAGUGCCUAUGAAUGGGCUCCGAAGAGAUGGUCUUAUUGUUCCAAAGCUUGUGGUGGAGGGAAGCAGUAUCUGCGAUAUGGAUGCAGAAGGAAAGUUGACAGUAAGAUGGUUCACAAAAGCUUCUGUAAUAAGUCCAACAUGAAGCCCAGAGGAGACAUAAGAGACUGCAACCAGAAGCCUUGCCCUCCACCCAUCUGGGUGACAGGAGAGUGGCAGAACUGCAGUAAACCCUGUGGAAAGACAGGGAUGCAAGUACGCUCCGUCACCUGUGUUCAGCCUUCAGAGGACAACACAACACGCCUCAUUCACAAUAAACACUGCAGCGAUGACCGUCCUGAGUCCCGCAGGUCCUGUAACCGAUAUCCCUGCCCCACGCAGUGGAGAGUCGGCCCCUGGUCACAAUGUUCAGUGACUUGUGGAAACGGGACGCAGCAGAGGCAGGCACUGUGCCACACCAGGGACAACACCAUAGGACUCUGUCUAGACAGCAAGCCUGACACCAUAAGAGUUUGUCGCCUGGAACCAUGUCGCAAGGGCUCAUCAGACCUCAACAAGAAUGGCAACAUUCUGAUCCAGUGGCUUUCCCGCCCCAACCCCAACUACCCAAGGAUCUCAUCACGCCUACCAUGUAAAGGAGAUCGCUCUGUGUUCUGUCGUAUGGAGACUCUGCAACGCUACUGCUCUUUCCCAGACUUCUGGCGAUUAUGCUGCAAAACCUGCAGCACUAUCAACAGCACCAAACCUGAACCCAACUCCACUGCUACAUCCACCUUCAACAUCACUGUCACACCUACUCCAUCCAAGAACAUUCUCUGCUCCAUCUUCACCACCGCUCAACCCACUAAAACUGCCAUCCCCACUACCUCGACUUCACCAACCACUCACGCCCCAACCCUAAGAACCAUAGCCCUUGAUUCCACUGAAUCUUCAUCAAGAUCAACAAAAACUAUCCCCACUCAUCAGUUACUUCCAACCAGCAUUCCUUUCAUCCCCACUGUCUUUUCAGGAUCUGUUUCACCUUCUACUAACACUCGUUUAGACUUCUCUACAACCCCAGAUGUUUUUUCCAUCAAAUCUUCACUGAGACCCUCAACAACAAUUUCCACUCAUCCAGUGGAUACAGUGAGUUCUCCCUCCUUCAGCACCAAUUAUCCAGCUUCUACAAUUCAAGCCCUUUAUUCCAUCCCAUCUUCAUCAUCUACCACCAAAGAGACUCCCACUCAUCCACCAGCUCAAACAAGCAUUUUUUUCCUCCCAACCAUCUCUCCUAAUGCAAUCACAACACCUUCUACUAGUCAUGCAAAUGCUGAGAUCACAGAGCCACUUUUGCAGAAAACUUCAACUACUUCAACAGCUGGGACAGCAAGUCCCAAAGUCCUUGCAUCAACACCCACUCCUGUGACAAGUCCAAUAGAAAGCACUACUAAAAGAGUCACCAUGCCAAAAUACAAUCCUGAUAGGAAAAUUCAGCCACAAACUAAGAAAAGGGUGGUUCCAUCACAGGAACGUGGAAAAAAGGAAAUCCCACAAAGAAAUACUGCAAAAAAAUAUGUUCCACCAAGGAAUAAUCUUCAAAAGAAAACAAGUACCACUGCAAAAACUGGAACUCCCAAAAAGACUAUUGCUUCACAUUCUAAUGUGAAGAAGGCCACUCCAACAAACAUGAUCCCAACUAAUACUUCAAAGAGUACUCUACCUAAUAGACCUCCAAAGAGGACCAUUCCACCAAAUACUAAAGUGAUAAAGACUAGCCCACCAAGCACCAGUCCCAAAAAAAACAUUCUUCCAAACCCAACUAUGAAAAAGGCCACUCCAACAAAUGCAUCAAAAGAGACUUCUCCAUCAACCCCUACUGCAAAGAAGAAAAGUCUGCAGGAUAAGCCUCCAAAAAAAACUAUUCCAUCAAACACUAAAGUGAUGAAGACUAACCCACCAAGCACCAGUCCCAAAACAAACAUUCUUAGAAACCCAACUAUGAAAAAGAUUGCUCCAACAAAUACAACAUCAAAAGUGACUUCUCCUUCAACUCAUACUCCAAAGAAGAAAACUCUACAGAAUAAGCAUCCAAAGAAGAGCAUUCUACCAAACACUAAAGUGACAAAGACUAACCCACCAAGCACCAGUGUCAAAAAAACUAUUUCAAACCCAACCAUAAAAAAGACCACUCCAACAAAUACAACAUCAACAGCAUCAAAAGGGCCUUCUCCUUCAACUAAUACUGCAAAGAAUACUUUACAGAAUAGGCAUCCAAAGAAGAGCAUUGCACCUAACACUAAAGUGAUAAAGACUAGCCCACCAAGCACCAGUUCCAAUAAAACUGGUCCUCCAAAGAAGAGCAUUCUACCAAAGACUAAAGUGAUAAAGACUAAUCCGCCAAACAUAAAUCCAAAAAAGAAUAUCCUUGCAAAGCCAACUGCAAAGAAGACUCCAUCAAAUAUUACCCCAUCAAACCCUUCAGCAAAGAGGACAACUCCACUAAAUAAUACACCAAACAACAUUUAUCCAUCAAACUCUACAGUGAAAAUGUCCAUUCCAGCAAAUACUACGCCAAGAAUGGCUGUCCCAAAGAAUAGUCUGAAAAAGACUAAUCCACCAUACAGUGGUACCAGAAAUGCAUCUACACCAAAUACAACUCCAAAAAAGACUACAAUAGUUAAUAAUCCUUCGAAAAGGAAAACUCCAAACAUCACUUCUAAAAAGACAGCUCCAACAAAGAACAUUCCAGAGAAAAAAACAAAAUCUUCACCUAAAAAAGAGGUUAGUUUAAAGGCCAAUCCCAAAAAAACUACUGAACCAAAGAAAAGUUUCACAAAACAACCUCAAACAAAGACCAACCUUAAACACAACCCAAAAAAAGCCCCAGAAAGUGCUAAGUCAAAGGUCAAUGUUAAACAGAAUAAAGUGAAGGAGAUAAAGACCAAUCGAAAACAGAAUGCGUCUUACUUUACCACAUCUUCCACCCCUUAUCAGGUAUUGUCUUCCAUGGUUCCUUCCAGCAGCUUUGUACAAAUUACAGUGGUGAGCUUGUCUCCCUCUGAUUCAAAAGUCAGUCCUUCAUUCAUCAACAGGGAUGCAUCGGUCACAGACAGAACUCCAGUCAUGCACUAUAGCAACACAGAGAGAGAGUCUUUUACACCAGACCCUUCUGAUGAUUUCAUAACACCCCUUAAUGAUAUUAACACUGAGGCUGACACACGAACUAUUCCAUCUAGUGAAAUCACAGUGACAAGUAGUGGUGAAGCUACCAGCUGGACUUAUCCAAGUAGUGAUGACAAUAAAGAGUCUUACAGCAGCUCGGGAGUGGUCACAGAAACUGUUGUGCUGGAGGAUGGCCUCUCCAUGGUGAUCCCGAUUACAAACGGAGAGGACACAACAGAGAGAGCCUUUCCACCCUGGCUUGACCUUUCUGACUAUAUCCCUGUAGGUGUUCCCGUUUCUACAAUGACCUCAGACCUUCCUGCCUCCCCAGUUCCCACUGCGGUCCCUCACACAAAGGAAGAACAAGUGACAGUAAGCCCUGAAAUCAUCUCCACUUUGAAACCUCUGCAAAAUGCUGCAGAGAAUAAUGAGAGCAACUCAAUCGCUGCAUUUGAUAACAGAGUCAUUGUUGCAGAAAGUGACAUUUCUCAAAACAAUCUGAUCCCAAGGCACCUCAGAGAACGAACCAGGAACAAACGAAUACAAGAACUUCUGGAGGAGAAACGAAAUUUUCUCCUCAGAAUGAAAAGGGGCAACACAGAACAAUAGAACAGCGGAGAUAAACUCUUCUUGAGUCCAACAAUAUUUUAUAUCGGGCCUCCCAAAGGGAAAAAAAGAAAACAAGUGAAACGCAAAGAUCAGACAAAAAUAUUUUUGCUGAAUGUUGCAGAGUUGGUGCAAUUUGGCAUGUAGACACUGUACUGAGAAAUAAAGAGGUUUGAUAUUGCACAGGGCCUUUGAAAAGCCAAGUUGUUUUCCUUCUUCAUAACCAGGCUAUUGUCUGAGAAUUGAAUCACCAUGUAGAUAAGAUGUAAUGUAUUUUUUAAAUAUUGUUCUUCUACGCACACAGAGAACAGAAUUUAUCACCAAUUGUCUCAAGUUACAGUGUUAAACUACUGCCAGUGACUGCAGCCAGCCCCUCAGACGUUAGCGUCCCAUGAAAUGGUCAUUUUGAUUAAAUAUUUUUUUUUAAGUAGUUCUGGUAAAAUUAGACAUUUACAAAGUUCCUGUUGGAUGUGAUUUAAACCUUUACACUUGUUAGAAUAGUGCUAUUUUCAAAGCAAACAUUUUCUGUAACAUUUCUAAGUUCUCAGGAAUCUAAUUUUGAAAGAUUUUUUACAGGCAUUUGAAAAUAUUUGGUGCUUAACUUUCCCACAAAGCCAAAUAAAAAGUGUUAAAACACAAAGGAAAUAAACAUUCACUGACUGCUUUUUGGUCAAUGAAAUUGUUCUUCUUUCAUCAGUGUUGCCAAAAGUUAAGAUGUUUCUCAUGCAUUUAUUUAUGAAAAGAUACAUAUAGAAAAAAAAGAUUCUCUUAGCUUAACAUCCGAGGACCAGUGUGUUUUUCUCUCUUAAAGUUGUAUUAUUUGUACAUGUUAAGUUACAUCAUCUGAAAAAUCGCCUAUAUUUCUGUACUAUAUAUGUACAUAUGAAAAAGAAGUUAAUGUUAAAUAUUUAUUAAAGUUUAAAUGCUUUUGAUAUGUUGCAA
This is a messenger RNA of Xiphophorus maculatus (southern platyfish), 7427 nucleotides long. Its product is annotated as A disintegrin and metalloproteinase with thrombospondin motifs 2-like. NCBI's taxonomy places the organism in Eukaryota, Metazoa, Chordata, Actinopteri, Cyprinodontiformes, Poeciliidae. Gene Ontology annotation, biological process: proteolysis; extracellular matrix organization. The transcript is spliced from 23 exons. Gene Ontology annotation, cellular component: extracellular matrix. The coding region runs from base 171 to 6488 and encodes 2105 amino acids. The record is from RefSeq and is a predicted model, not a curated record. Gene Ontology annotation, molecular function: metalloendopeptidase activity.